AUGCAGAGCCCAACGCCAGAAAUCAGCGCGCCAAUGCCUCGCCAACCGCCACAACCCCUCUCCCGCGUCCUCGCCGCAGACGAAAUCGUCCCCAUGGUCCAACGCGUCCUCGCAACCCAACGCGCCGCCCGCGAGAACGCAGCCGCGACCAUCACGCCCUCCGAAGCGACCUUCGCCAACACCAUUGGCCCCUUCCUGCGCGCCGACGACGAGACGCAGGGUGAGGCUGGUUCCUUUAGCGUGCUCCGCUUUUCUGGCCCGGACAAGGCUACCAGCGAGGCCGUGGAGGAUGCAAUGAGGCUCUGGUCUGCGUCUACGGCGGAGAGGUUGCGGAUGAAGGGGGUCUAUGAGCUUGUUGACGCCGUCAGGGAGCGGGAUGAGAAAGGGCUUGGGGAUGAAGAGAGGAGGAUCGUGAAGGACUUGUGGUUGGAUUAUCGCGGGGCUGGGCACGGGGUCUUGGACGGGGAGGGGAUCCGGGUGUAUUUGGAGCGGAGGGAGAGGAUUGAGGAGUUGAAGAGGGCGUUUAGGAAGAACCUGUACAAGGGUGGCGGAGGCCUCUGGUUCACGGAGGCGGAGCUGGAGGGUGUGCCGAGAGCAGAGAUGGAGAGAUGGAAAGUUGGGCGGGACGACGACGUGCCCGAGGAAAGGGGCAAGAGAUUCGUUACGCUGGAGAGGGCGGAUUACGAUGCUGUGCUGCGGCAUGCGCGUGAUCCGGAGACGAGGAGGCGGGUUUAUGUUGCGUUUGAUAACCGGUUUCCCGAGAACGUGCCGUUGUUCAAGGAGAUGCUGGUCCUACGAGACGAGAAUGCGAGGAUGCUGGGGUACGGGAACCACGCGGAGUUCCGGAUCGAGAGGAGGGUUGCGCCGUCGACUGGGUGGGUUGAGAGGUUCUUGGAACGGUUGAGUAAGGGGUUGGAUCCUCGGGGAAGGGAAGAGAUGGCAAGGAUUGCGGAGAGAAAGAGAAUUGAUCUGGGGAUUACAGGGGAUGCUAUUAAUGAAGAGAAAGGGGGCGAGGAGGGGAAUAUUCUGCCAUGGGAUUUCGAGUACUAUACACGGUUUCUUGAGGAAGAGGCAGAAGUUGACCAGGAGAUGAUUUCCGAGUAUUUCCCCCUGAACCAUACCCUAUCGGCCAUGUUGGGUUUGUUCACCGAGUUUCUGGGUCUUGAAUUUGAACCUAUACCGGAUGACAAUCUAGUUGGGAAGAUCUGGGACAAGGAUGUACAGGUUUGGGCCGUCUGGGAGGGGAGAGGGGAGAGAAAGGGGGAAUUUGUGGGAUACCUGUAUACCGACGUUCUCUGGCGAGAAGGGAAAUACCGGACGGCGUGCAAUGUCAACCUCCAAUGCGGUUUCUUGAAGGAGGAUGGUAGCAGAGUCUACCCUGCCACGGUGCUCAUGUGUGCCUUUCAGCCCCCUACAGCCGCGUCUUGUGCGUUAUUGAAGCAUCACGAGGUCGUGACCCUGUUUCACGAGCUAGGCCACGGGCUUCACGACCUUGUAUCUCGCACGAAGCACACCCGCUUCCACGGAACGCGCGUGGCGCCCGACUUUGGCGAGGCGCCGAGUACGAUGCUGGAGAAGUGGUGCUGGAUGCCGGAUGAGCUCGUCAAGGUGGGCCGUCACUACACGCGUGUCGAUCCGGCGUACAUGGCGAAGUGGGAAAAAGACCAUCCGGACGGCGAAGAGCCCCCGCCGGAAACGAUACCAAAGGAGUUGGCGGAAAAGUUGGUCCAGAGUCAAAUGUUGAACCGGGGACUAUGGUUCCUCAGGCAGCUGGUAUUUGCCUCGUUUGAUAUGAUGGUGAACAACCAAGAGUCAACCGAGGCGUUGAGGGAGCUGGAUGAAGUGAAGCUCUACAACGACCUUCAGGACUCCAUGACACUCAAGCCGAAUCCGGAUGAGAGAGGUUACGGGCUGGUUCACUCUACGCAUCUCAUCGAGCUCUACGAUGCAGGCUACUACGCCUACAUGAGCGCUCAAGCAUUCGCGGCCUCCUUCUUCGAGUCGUGCUUCGCCAAGGACCCUCGCAGUCCUGAAGCGUGGGACCGAUACCGGCAUGGUAUCCUCGAGUACGGCGGUAGCAGGGAUGAGAUGGAGAUGAUGACUGAGUUCCUGGGCCGGGAACCCGGGCCGGAUGCGUUGCUGGGAAGUCUCGGGUUAUUGGAGAGUGAUGAGAGUGAUGUUGAUGGUGUUGAACCAGCGGCAGAAUCGAUUUGA
Messenger RNA from Colletotrichum fioriniae, 2214 nucleotides. NCBI's taxonomy places the organism in Eukaryota, Fungi, Ascomycota, Sordariomycetes, Glomerellales, Glomerellaceae. The record is from RefSeq and is a predicted model, not a curated record.